Messenger RNA from Ziziphus jujuba (common jujube), 1572 nucleotides. Its product is annotated as receptor like protein 27-like. Gene Ontology annotation, molecular function: protein binding. NCBI's taxonomy places the organism in Eukaryota, Viridiplantae, Streptophyta, Magnoliopsida, Rosales, Rhamnaceae. Bases 1 to 1572 code for a protein of 523 amino acids. The record is from RefSeq and is a predicted model, not a curated record. The transcript is spliced from 5 exons.
AUGGGUUGGUUUUCAUGGCUCUAUUAUAUGCUCCUCUUCUUUUUUAUUUCUUCCUCUGUCUCUUCUUCAUCAAUACCUCUAUCCUCUGCUCCUUCUCCGUUUCCUUCCUUUCCAUCGUGUCACAUUGACGACAGCAAAGCUUUGCUCCAAUUCAAGAACUCAUUUUCCAUUGAUUAUACCCUUGCUAAUGAUUAUUGUGGUCCUGAUGUUCGAUCUCCAACGAUCUCUUGGGAGAGUGGCACAGAUUGUUGUGGAUGGAGCGGAGUCACCUGUAAUGACAUAACAGAUUUGCUGCACCUUGAUAUCGAUGAUGCUAAUUUUGCAAGGGAUAUACCACUCGAAUUAUCCUACCUAUCUAAGCUUCAAACACUUGAAGUUUGUGGUGGAAAUCAACAACUGAGACUAAACACAUCUACCUUUGAAAGAAUUGUCACAAACCUAACCAAUCUACAAAUCCUCGCUUUCGAUUUUGUUGAUAUGUCUCGUGAUAAUCCUGCUUCUUUGAUGAAUUUCUCAUCUUCUUUGAAUAUUCUUCAGCUCUGUUCACUCAGGGAAUUGAGUCUUUCUUAUACAAAUUUCUCAAUAGAUGUACUUGAUCUAACUAGAAAUUUGAAGUCAUUGGAUGGAUUGUACCUUAGCAACUGCAGUGGUCAGAGAACCACAACACUUCCUAAAAUUGAUAGUUAUAAUUCUACCCAAAUUUCUCUCUCACCUCAUUCUUCAAAAAACAAAUCACUUGGUCCUGUUCAUUGGAAUUUUGAAUAUCUUUUAUUAGAUGAUAACUUGCUAAAUGGAACAAUUCCAAAUUGGUUAUUUGCUCUUCCAUCUUUGAAGCAUUUACGCCUUCGAAAUAACAAAUUCACUGGCCACAUUCCGGAAUUCCUGACAACUUCUUUGAUUGAGCUUUCUUUAGGAGAUAACAAACUAAAUGGGUCAAUUCCAAUAUCAAUCUUUCAGCUAGUGAAUCUUACUUCUUUAGAUCUUUCAUCCAAUUCAUUGAGUGGUUUUCCACAAAUAGAUCUUUCAUUGAAUACACUUUCGUCACACAAUUCUAUCUCCUCCAAACACUCGACCAACCAUAGCAUUUUUCCUAAUUUAGAAUGUCUAAGACUUUCGCACACUAAAAUUGAAGGAAAUAUUCCUGAAUGGAUAUUCAAAGUGGGUAGGGAUUCUUUGACUUAUCUUAAUCUUUCUCACAACUUUCUGACACAUAUAGAUCGAUUUCCAUGGAAAAAUUUGCAGUAUCUUGAUCUUCACUCCAACAUCCUUCAUGGACAUCUUCCAAUUCCACCACCAUCCAUUAAAGUCUUUUCUAUAUCACACAAUCAACUGAUUGGAGAGGUACCUUCACUGAUUUGCAACCUUAGUUCCCUCGAAGUUCUUGAUUUGGCUAAUAAUAGUUUGAGUGGGAAACUUCCUCCAUGUAUUGGAAAUUUAAGUGACAAUCUUUCAGUUUUGGCUCUAAGAAUGAAUAAGUUUCAUGGAACAAUUCCUACAAAAUUGUUUGCAAAGAAAAAUAUGCUAAGAAAUCUGAACUUGAAUGGAAAUGAAUUUGAGGGUUCGUUGCCAUGA